UUCCCUCCCAGCACCAAGAGCUUCCAGGAGGCGCAGAGCCAGCUGAACCGGGCAGCCGCGGGACUCAACCAGUCUGCCAACGAGCUGGUGCAGGCAUCGCGUGGCACCCCUCAGGACCUGGCCAAGUCCUCUGGCAAAUUUGGGCAGGACUUCAAUGAGUUUCUGCAGGCAGGAGUGGAGAUGGCCAGCCAGUCCCCGAAUAAGGAAGACCAGGCGCAGGUGGUGUCGAACCUGAAGAGCAUCUCCAUGUCCUCUAGCAAGCUGCUGCUGGCUGCAAAGGCUCUCUCUGCCGACCCCGCAGCCCCCAACCUCAAGAACCAGCUGGCAGCAGCAGCACGGGCCGUGACCGACAGCAUUAACCAGCUGAUCACCAUGUGCACCCAGCAAGCGCCAGGCCAGAAGGAGUGCGACAAUGCCCUGCGGGAGCUGGAGACGGUGAAGGAACUGUUGGAGAACCCCACCCAGACCGUCAAUGACAUGUCCUACUUCAACUGCCUUGACAGCGUCAUGGAGAACUCCAAGGUGCUGGGCGAGUCGAUGGCUGGCAUCUCCCAGAAUGCCAAGAACAGCAAACUGCCCGAGUUUGGCGACUCCAUCAGUGCCGCCUCCAAGGCUCUCUGCGGACUGACAGAGGCAGCUGCCCAGGCUGCCUACCUCGUGGGAGUCUCAGACCCCAACAGCCAAGCUGGACAGCAGGGCUUGGUAGACCCCACUCAGUUUGCCAGAGCUAACCAAGCCAUCCAGAUGGCCUGCCAGAACCUGGUGGACCCCGCCUGCACCCAGUCCCAGGUGCUGUCAGCAGCCACCAUCGUGGCAAAGCACACCUCGGCACUGUGCAACACGUGCCGCCUGGCCUCCUCCCGCACCGCCAACCCCGUGGCCAAGCGCCAGUUCGUCCAGUCAGCCAAAGAGGUGGCCAACAGCACGGCCAACCUGGUGAAGACCAUCAAGGCCCUGGAUGGCGAGUUCAACGAGGAGAACCGGGAGAGGUGCCGCGCCGCCACCGCCCCUCUCAUAGAGGCCGUGGAUAACCUGACAGCCUUCGCCUCCAACCCAGAGUUUGCCACCGUUCCUGCACAGAUCAGCCCAGAGGGGCGCAGAGCCAUGGAGCCCAUUGUCUCUUCAGCCAAGACCAUGCUGGAGAGCUCUGCUGGCCUCAUCCAGACCGCCCGCUCUCUUGCUGUCAACCCCAAGGACCCCCCGCAGUGGUCAGUGCUGGCUGGCCACUCUCGCACUGUCUCAGACUCCAUCAAGAAGCUGAUCACCAACAUGAGGGACAAAGCUCCAGGACAGCGGGAGUGUGACGAGGCCAUCGAGGUCCUGAACAGAUGCAUGAGGGAGGUGGACCAGGCCUCCCUUGCUGCCAUCAGCCAGCAGCUGGCCCCCCGAGAAGAUAUCUCCCAGGAG
Messenger RNA from Merops nubicus (carmine bee-eater), 1407 nucleotides. RefSeq names its product talin-1-like. The record is from RefSeq and is a predicted model, not a curated record. Gene Ontology annotation, cellular component: plasma membrane; focal adhesion. Gene Ontology annotation, molecular function: integrin binding; actin filament binding. Lineage: Eukaryota; Metazoa; Chordata; Aves; Coraciiformes; Meropidae. The transcript is spliced from 10 exons. Gene Ontology annotation, biological process: platelet aggregation. The annotation marks the transcript as partial.